AUGAAGGCAGUCACUGGUAUACUGGCAGGUCUUGUGCCAUUGGCGCUCGGCCAGGGGGGACUCGUGAUCAACCCCCAAAAAGCAGAUGAUGGCACAGCCGGCAACUCCAUGCCUGUGGAUCUGAGCAGCCUGGUCAACAAUCGCGGCUUUGGAAUGUCACCAGGAGAUGCUAACUACGAUGGACUUCACUCUGGGUAUCCCGCGCAGUACCUCCCACCAGCCGACCUGACCUACUCUGGUGUGAAGUACAACUUUCCGCAAUACAAGGCAGCUGGUAACGACAAUGUUCUGGCCCAAGGACAGAUCUUGACGCCGCCCAAAGGUCGCUAUUUUAGUGUACAUAUGCUCGCUGCGGCUGAGUCUGCCAUAGCCACCGGAUCCGUGAAUGCCACGUAUGCGGACAACACGACCUCGUCAGGACCAUUGCUCGUUGAUCCGGUAAAAGACUGGCCAUACCCUUACGGGGGGGAUAUCAUCUUCCCAUACUCUCUCACAAACGAGAGUAUUGACUACAACAGGUCCAUGAUCUUCCAGACGAUCAACUGGCUUGACUCCUCGAAGGAGCUAGUCAGCUUGCAAUUACCGAACGUCAGCAUUGGGGCUGCGAAUGGACCAGGCGGCGCGGCCGAAGAUGCUCGACUACAUAUCUUUGCGGUCACUCUCGUAGAAGCCAAUGGCACCGGCAUCGAGCUGGAAGUCCAGUAUGCCAGGUCCACCCAAAUGUGGGUCGAGGGGACAAACAAGACGCAGAUCGUCGAAGUCACUAUCAACAACAUUGGCGAUCAGUGGGUACUAGCCAACAGCAGUGUGAAAGUCUCUGUUGACGCCGCUGGCCUCAAGACCGUCACGCCUGCAGUCAUCAACAGACUUCGGCCAGGAGACCAAGCAAUAGUCCAGAUCGGAGUCGUGAAUAGUGAUGGCACACCACCAGGCACAACUGGUCCGGCGACGGUCGAAAUCUCUCUCAAUGGCGCGCAGACAAGCUAUCCAUUCAACGCCACCUACGGUAUCGGCCAGUACGAAGCCACGUAUGAGAGCAUAUACAGUCACGAAUCCCCCAUGUGGUAUAAUGACGCAAAAUAUGGGAUCUUUAUCCACUGGGGCGUCUACAGUGUGCCAGGUUGGGGCAAUGUCGGUGGGCGUGAGGGCUACGCAGAGUGGUACUGGUGGGACAUGAAUCAAGGCCCGAACACAACCGGACAAUUCUAUGAAUACAACCUAGCCACAUACGGACCUGACCAUGUCUACGACGACUUUAUCCAGAACUUUACUGCGAGUAUCUUUGAUCCGAAAGCGUGGGUUGAUCUUUUCGCAGAUGCCGGGGCAGAGUACUUUGUGCAGGUCUCGAAACAUCAUGAUGGGUAUGCCAUCUUUGAUCUGCCAGAGAAUGUUACAGAGCGGACGAGUGUGAAACAAUUCCCGCAUAGGAAUCUGCUACAAGAGCUGUUCGAUGCGAGCAGAGAGCAUCAGCCUCAGCUGCAUACGGCAACGUACUACAGUCUACCGGAGUGGUUCAACCCAGCGUAUGCUGGGCCAGGGGGAAACGCAACAAAUCCUUACACAAAUGCCACGCUACCUUACGCCGGGUUCGUGCCCGUCGAAGACUACGUCCAAGACAUUAUCCUGCCACAGAUGCAAACCCUAGCGGACAUGGGAACGGAGAUCAUGUGGUGUGACAUUGGUGGUCCAAACCUCACGGCAGAAUUCGCUUCUUCAUACUUCAAUAACGCCGCGCAGAAGGGCAAGCAAGUGUCGAUGAACAAUCGCUGCGGACUCCCUGGUGAUUUUGAUACCCCAGAGUACGCAAAGUACAACGCCGUACAAGUCAGAAAAUGGGAGAGCAAUCUUGGGCUAGAUCCCUUCUCUUACGGCUACAACCGUGCUACACCAGACUCGGCAUAUCUCACUCCCCAAGGUAUAGUAACGAGUCUGAUGGACAUCAUCUCCAAAAAUGGGAACUUCCUGCUCGAUGUCGGACCCACAGCAAACGGAACCAUCAUUGCUAUCGAGCAGCAGAACCUUCGUGCGGCCGGCCAGUGGAUCAAGGAACAUGCUGAGGCUAUUUAUGGGACUCGCUACUGGUUUGUGACCCCCGAGGAAGGCGAUGCGGUUCGCUUCACGCAGACAAGCGACGCCUUCUACAUCACUACUCUCUAUCCACCGAAUGCAACACUCGUUCUAGACAGUCCAGUACCCUACGUAUCAGGAGAUCAAGUGACGGUAGUAGGUGGCAAUAUGAGCGGAACGGUCGUGCCAAGCAUGCUACUCAGCAAUGGCAGCCUGCAGCUCACGAUUCCCCAAGCAGUACAAAGCGCUGACCGGUAUAGCUGGGUCUUUAAGAUACCGUUUGGCGGCGUGGCAACUGGGACUACUGGUGGAGUCAACUCUACUGGUGGAUAUGGUGGUAAUGCCACGGCUACGUAUGGUGGCUCUGGUGGUCCGGCUCAGCAGACGACGAAUGAUGGUGUGCGUCAGGAUGUGUCUUCCCUAGCAGCUCUAUCCGUAGUCGUGGGGGUGGCUGCCUUCCUGAUGUAA
Molecule: messenger RNA, 2535 nt
Organism: Recurvomyces mirabilis
Lineage: Eukaryota; Fungi; Ascomycota; Dothideomycetes; Mycosphaerellales; Teratosphaeriaceae
Exons: 2
Coding region: 1-2535 (844 amino acids)
Biological process (GO): fucose metabolic process; glycoside catabolic process
Cellular component (GO): lysosome
Molecular function (GO): alpha-L-fucosidase activity
Source: RefSeq, a predicted model, not a curated record